Messenger RNA from Vicugna pacos (alpaca), 2237 nucleotides. Lineage: Eukaryota; Metazoa; Chordata; Mammalia; Artiodactyla; Camelidae. The record is from RefSeq and is a predicted model, not a curated record.
CAGCAUCUUGCUAUUAGGUCUAGAUAAUGUGUUCUGAGAGUCAAACAUUCUACACCUUUGCUUAAUUUUGCAUAUGUAAGUUAUUAGCUUUGAAGAAGAUGUAUCAUAGCAUCAGUUUCCCAUAAAUUGGUCAUCUUUGUUCCACCUUAAAGGCUUGUCAUUGCAUCUUCUCAUUGGUGUCUUUUCCUUAAUAUAUGUUACUCCCUCUGUCCUUGAUACAAUCUUUGCCUUAAAAGCUGUGAUCUAAUAACCAAAUUGCUAUCCCAUCUUUCUGUUACACCAGUAUGACCUGGCAUGUCGCUCCCUGUGCCUUUAUUUCCCAGGUAUGUGCAUCUCUUUGUGGUAAAUUUGUCUCCUAGAAAGUCUAUUUCUAGACCUUAUGUUUUCCACCAAUUGGAAAGUCAUAUAUUGUUUAGUAUGAUCAACCCACUCACGCUUAUCACAGAUGCGAUAUAUAUCCGGGCUCAAAACUGCCAUUUUGUUCAGUAGUCUGUAUUUACCAUACUUUCGUUUUCCUUUUAUCCUGGCAGAUUGGAUUUUCUAUUUUUUUUUAUGACUCCAGUUAUUAGAUGCUGGUGAGGAAUAUAUAAUUCAGAAGGUCUCUACUUUAGGGUUGAGAAAUUAAUUUCAUGUUCAAGGUCCUUAAGAGCACAAUUCAGAUUGGUUGGAUAAACUUGAGGUGAAGAUCUUUCCGAUGCUGCCGAGGCCCUGUUUCCGCCAACAGGAAGGCAGGCGCGGAGCCGCCGCGAGGGGGCGCGGAGAGCGCGGUGCUGCGAGAGGUGCCCAUGGCGUCCCCAAGCGUGCCCUGCAGGGGUGGAGGCUCCAUGCACGUACUGGUCUGGAUGCUGGUCCUUUGGCUCCUGGUCCUUCAUACUGAGCUCAGUGAGGGUGACAGCCCCAAGGAGGAUUCUGCAAUGAGUCUGGCAAUCCCAGCGGCCCCCUCAGCUCCAGGACACCUGAAAUCCCGGAAGUUUCCAGUGCCCACUGUAGCUCCAAGGCCAGCUGCAGCCACAGUGGGGGCGGCUUUCGAAUCCAGCCAGACUUCCGUAUUUGAAGGGUUGUCUCUUAAAGGAAGAUGUAUCCAUCGAGAUAUGAGGAUAAUUGAUGGAAUGCCAGCCCCGAAAAGAAGGUGGCCCUGGCAGGUGAGCCUGCAGACGGGAGGAAUUCACAGAUGCGGAGGUUCCCUCUUUGCCCCACGGUGGGUGCUGACUGCAGGUCACUGUGUAAAUAGCUAUGAGAUAUACGAAGUGAAGCUGGGAAGUACGUGGUUACAUGCAGAUUCCCCAGAUGCAGUGGUCGUUACAGCCAAAGACAUCUAUCGCCAUAGUGGGUAUAAUCGGACUGCUUACAUUCACGAUAUUGCCGUUAUUAAGUUGAACUCCUCUGUGAGUUAUUCCUCAUCCAUCCAGCCAGUGUGCCUCCCAGAAAAGGAUUUUGAAGUACUACCUGGGACACAGUGCUGGGUGACUGGAUGGGGGCGAACAAUUGAAAACGCAUCAGUACUGCCAGAUGUUCUUCAGGAGACUGAGCAAAUUCUUCUUCACCGCAAAGAAUGUAAUCAGAGGAUACAGGCAAAAUUAAGAGUCCGUCGCACACUAGUUCGAAAAGGGAUGAUCUGUGGCUAUCACGAAAAAAGGAAAAGUCCGUGCAAGGGAGAUUCUGGGGGUCCUCUGGUCUGUGAAUUUAAUGACUUAUGGGUCCAGGUGGGGAUUGUGAGCUGGGGUAUUGCCUGUGGUGCCACAGGAUUGCCUGAAGUGUAUACAGAUGUUACUUCCUACAAAGAUUGGGUUAUUGAUCAAGUUAUUAAGGUGUCCUCCUGUGGCUCAGCAGGCUUCUUUUUCCCACCUCUGUGUCUGGUGCUGCCCUUGGGCAUUCUGGUGACCCCAUGGUUACCUGGCCCACAGCACUCCUGUUUCUGAGUCUCUCAGUAGCCCUGCUUCUGAUCUCCCACAACUACUCAGUGCCCUUUCCUUAAAUUUGUUGGAUUCACUGACCCAGUGGAGAUCCACCUGACAAAAGAGUUGCAGCAAGAGAGGUAGCAGAGAAGUUCUCCAGCCUGGUGCCCCUUUCACUGCCUCAUCCACACCUACACCUUGGCUGUGCUCUGCCUGCCAGGAAGAGGCAGUGAAACCAUCCCUGCAAGAUGGGCAGUCGACCUACCAGGUGGAGCAUGAUUGGUCCUCAACAUCUAUUGGAACAUCUAGCAAAGAAGAGACAGCAUCAAUGGUGAAACAGCA